ACAGUUGACACGAUUUCAAGCUGCAAAUUUUCAGACAUGGAGCCCCUACCGAACCUCGACCAAUUCAUUGAGAAAUGCGGCACAAAUGAGAUCCAAGCUUUCCUUCAGCUAGUCCAAGAUCGGUUUCUUGAAGCUCAGAAACAAAAGGAGGCACGACUUAUGAAGACAAUCGAUAACUGCUACGAUGAAACUCUUGAUUUUGUGAAACAGCGAAGGCGCCACUUGAGGAAGCAAGCACUUGCCGCCCUCCAAACACUAAGAGACCGCCACAAACUGUCAAAAGACGAGCUGGCUUUGCAUCUCGAGCAGAUUCGCUCUCGAAAGAGAGAGCUUCUAGAUUUUUUUCGAGAAGAAGCCGCAAAACUCACCGAGUUGGAACAACGGUCUGCGGAACUCGUUGCGAUGUUUACCUCGAAACGGGGAGAGUUAGCCGAGUUGCACAGGAAGCAGCUAGAGAGUUUCAAACGCAGCGCACUAAAACGCUUGGACCAGGCAAGAGUUGCUAGUUUCCAAGCAGUGAAGGAGUCUCCUUGCUGGGAUGAGAGUAUGGACGAAGCUGUUGGCCGGCUCAUGCUGUUGCGCCUGUCUCUGCAGAUAAAAACACCCGAAGAUGCAGACGCUGUGUAG
This is a messenger RNA of Toxoplasma gondii ME49, 627 nucleotides long. RefSeq lists its product as hypothetical. The transcript has 5 exons. The record is from RefSeq and is a predicted model, not a curated record. NCBI's taxonomy places the organism in Eukaryota, Apicomplexa, Conoidasida, Eucoccidiorida, Sarcocystidae. The coding region runs from base 37 to 627 and encodes 196 amino acids.